Messenger RNA from Seriola aureovittata, 3812 nucleotides. RefSeq names its product cordon-bleu WH2 repeat protein-like 1b (gene cobll1b). Lineage: Eukaryota; Metazoa; Chordata; Actinopteri; Carangiformes; Carangidae. The coding region runs from base 155 to 3229 and encodes 1024 amino acids. The transcript has 14 exons. The record is from RefSeq and is a predicted model, not a curated record. Gene Ontology annotation, molecular function: actin monomer binding.
UGUUCGAAUGUUGAGUUCAAAGACAGGAGGAGUAAACAAACUAGAGAGAAGGUGUUGCGUUAACGGCGCGAAACACGGAAUUUUCAGCGGAAUUAUGGAUGAUUUAUCCAAACAACAUCUGUGCAUCCAGCCAACGUUCCCUUUUUGAAGACUGAUGGAAGUUGACAACGGCUUUGAAAACCAGCUGCAUUCAUGUCCGAGGGAUAUUGUUAAACCACUGAGCUUAGUCAUGGAUGAUCAUGGAUCCCAGCCCCAUCCACGGAGCUCAGGUCUGAGGGUGUCGACCAAAAGCAAGGCACCAUCUCCGCCAGGACUAAAGAAGCUGGAUUCUCCAGGUUUCUCUCAGUGGUACCCAGGAAACCCUCAUUUAACCAUGGACCAGAAAGAGAACCUUAUUGAUAAAGACCUCUCUCUGGUUGUGGUUUUGCCUGGUGGAGUAGAAAAGAUGACCACGGUCCAUGGCAGCAAACCCCUUAUGGAUCUAUUAGUGACGCUUUGUGCGACGUAUCACCUGAACCCAUCGAGCCACACCUUAGAGCUGGUCACCGCCAACAGGAACAACAUCAAACUCAAGCCCAAUGCUCUCAUAGGAACUUUAGAUGCGGAGAAGAUUAUACUUAAACCUAAAGGGGAAGAUAAAAAUAAGAAGGCAAGUCCUCAAAUGCCUGAGGCAACUGUUCGGAUGGUGAUAAACUACAGAAAGACCCAGAAAACGAUACUACGAGUCAAUCCCAGAGUUCCCUUGGCUGAACUCUUACCAGCAAUAUGUGAGAAAUGUGAAUUUGACACGGAGACUACAGUUUUAUUGAAAGAUGUCCAAUCACUGACCCCUUUGGACUUGUCCAAUUGUCUUAAUGAUUAUGCAAUAAGGGAGGUUUAUGCAAGAGACACAAAAGGACAAUCUGCUUCUCCUGUUUGUCCAGCCUCGCCAAGUCAUGCAGGGACAGUCACGCCUGGCAAAGAUAAAAAUCAGAAGGAGAAAGAAAACAAAGGCCUCUUCAGCAAGUUUAGAAAAAGCAAGAAAAACUCUGAGCAGGCAUCGACGGCCAGUGCCCCAGCUUCUCCAGUGCUCGUGAGCAAGCCUCGACCACUCAGCAUGGCCUUACCUAGCACAAAUGUGUCUCCGCUCAGCUCUCCCACCAUCCCCACCGAUGUGCCAAAGAAGAGACGUGCACCCCAGCCCCCAAUCCUUGUGUCUCAGAGCUGCUCCUCGGACCUCAGCGCUCGCAGGAGACUCAACUCUGAACCUGGCGCCCAGCUGGACAGUGACCAGAUGGCUGGUUUAAGUCGUGGGUCCUCAGCAGAGUCUUCACUGAAAAGAACCAAGCGCAAGGCUCCCCCACCCCCCACAUCCCCUAGUGCUGUUGUCCAAGAAACGGUUCCUCUGGAUGAAAACUUGCAAGGGGGUUCAGCUGCUAACACACUGGAGGAGAUUAUGGAGCAGGAGGAGACAACUCUUUCUGUAAUGUCUGCAACUGCUAGUGAUACCCAGGGAGAGGACAGCAGCCUCAACAUGUCAGCUGAUGUUUCAUUGCAUUCCCCGUCCCCAGACACAGAGAUACUGAGCACAACGUCAGUGGAGGGCAGUGGGGAAGAUCAGUCUCGUGAUCUGUCCUCAGAUGGCAAUCAACUGCAGAGCACAGGGAAUGAUUCUGCAACUCUCAGUGAUGUGAGGACAGUUGCUGGCACAGACUCAUCUGAACAGGCAGAUACAAAUGGUGGUCCGUGUCAAGUUGAAAAUGUAAGCCAACAGCCAAUCUGUGAAGUUGAAGAUUGCAGCACUGCACCCAGCAGCCUCCCUCAGCCGGUAACGCAGGGUGCAGAAGCACAGGCCUCUGUUCAGGCAAACACUGAAACCCUCUGGGAGCAGACUGACAGGUUGGUGAACCCAGUGGCCAUCAGCACAUCACGCCCCAUUGGAGAGGAUGCUCAAGUGCAAACAGAUUUCACACCGCUUCCUGUGCCUCCUCAACAACAACAACACAUGGGCAAGUUUCCCUCCGCAGCUAAUGUGCCUGCCCUUGAGUCAGGGGAGAAGAAGGAUACGGCCACUUUGACGGACGUGCUGGACCCACCUGACCUCGAAAAAGAUGCCUUAUCCCACACCUCAGAGACCUCAACACCAAGUGCCCCUGCCACAACUAAGACUAUUUAUGCCACAGACUCUGAGCCAAAGCCCAAGCCUUCCAACGAGCUGACAAGGGACUACAUCCCCAAGGUGGGGAUGACAACGUAUACUAUUGUGCCUCAGAAAUCUCUGGAGAAACUGAGAUAUUUUGAAGUCGCUUUGACACUGGAGGCGCCUCCUGCAGCUCCAGAAGAGGGACUUGACAUCGGUUCUCUUCAGUUAGAGGAGAGCACAGCAGCGAGGGGACAGACAGAAGUUUCAGAGGAAAAAAGAGAGCUGCACUCUUCUGUACCCAGGGAAGACUUACUGACUAGCACUGCUACUACCCAAGACACUGUUAACGGAAGUAUACCUGAAUCUCCUCAUUCCUCAUCACCGACAAGUUUACUUAAAGCAGAUGACAUGAUCUCACCCUCUGCUAAUGGGGCAUCUCAAGCAAGUUCACCAGCAGAGGUCAAGGAGACGAAGAUUCCACCCGCAACUAAACCUAAGCCUGGUUCUUUCCGCUUGGCACAGCACAAAAAAUCACCUGGGUAUUACGUAACUUCAGCAGCAGAGAAAAGUCUUAGUGCCAGUCCUGGCUCUGGCCAGAGGGAGGCUCAGGGAAGUGCAGAGAGAGCAAUGUUACCACCCCCGCCUCCUCCACCUCCUGUGCAGUGUCAGGAGGAGACAACAGGGGCCGCUAACGUCCAGCUGAGCCCCAAAGGAGAUGACAAGGAUGUAGCCAUCAUGCGAAUGACCAGGCAAAGCAGUUUGCCGUGUAAAGAGCAAAGUGUGGGGUUAAGCUUGGAAAAAUUAAGAAGCUUUGCAGCCCCUAGGCCCUAUUCUCCCGCAACCCCGUCCCGCUUUGCCCAGGCAGUGUCCUCUGCUGUGAAAAGGAGCCAGUCCUUAUCCCAUGGUCCAAAGUCACCCAGCUCGCCUGUUUCACCGACGUUUUCUCCCAUUACAAGACGCCCACCAAUAGCAGAGUCAAAAGGAUCGUCUAAGCUCAAGGAUGGUGAGAACAGAGAGGUGGAGAGUGACAAAGGCUCCAUUCUGCAGGGAGUUGAGUGUGAACCACCAACUUUUAGUGCUCAAAUGGAAGGAGAGAGCAGUCCAUAGCAGUGUCUUCAUUCUUCUGACAAUCUAUCAUCUACUGAGGAGCUUAUCCUGUAUACUUUGAGUUCUCCAGAACCCUUCAUCCCACGGCACAGAAGCAGCAACCGUCUUAUGUUUUACCUCUUUUGGUAGUCUCCAACAGUGUACAUAAAAUGAUGUAUGUUGAUAAUUAAUAAUUGCUGUAUUUUGGUUUAUGUGUCACAUGUCAUUAAGUAAUAUUCCUGACUGACCUGCAUAUUUGAAUGCUUCGCUUUUACUUUUGUGUGACGAUUAUCUUGCAUUUAAUGCGUUACUGUUGUGAGUGAACAAGAACAUUAAAUGAUAACAAUUCUAUAAAUUAUUCCACUGAUUUCCAGAGUUGUAAUAUUAUUGGGUUUAUUCAGAAAAUGUAUCUAAAUAAUACUGGAUGUUUAGGACAGGGCAGGUCUGACCUAUGGUACUUAAAUGCUCCUUAGAUUAUGCAUCAAAUCUAUAUUUAAGUAUUACAGAGUUUUGAUUAAGCUUUAUGCAGAAAUACACUGAUGUGUACAGCACACCUGUUGUUCUUGUCAAACUGAGUUGUUAUGAAUAAAGCGUUUAUCAUUUC